Molecule: messenger RNA, 1751 nt
Organism: Xiphias gladius (swordfish)
Lineage: Eukaryota; Metazoa; Chordata; Actinopteri; Istiophoriformes; Xiphiidae
Product: zinc finger BED domain-containing protein 4
Exons: 3
Coding region: 193-1248 (351 amino acids)
Molecular function (GO): DNA binding
Source: RefSeq, a predicted model, not a curated record
CGUUUGCGGUAGCAAACAUAGCUCGGCUAACUUAGCGCAGCAGCUAACACCGCUUAUACUACUGUUACCAUUAAUUAAAAACUGAUUCUGUAGAAAACUCAGAGCAGUGGAAAGUACACGGCCUCUUCAUCUAACUUAGAGCUACCAAGCUGAGUAUAAGCAGGACGUGAUUUGGAACACAUUGGCGAGCUAAUGUUGUGUGUUGACAAACCGGAGCCAGCCAGAGAGAUGACCCGUAAAAGAAGUGUGGUUUGGGGCUUUUUUAAAACCGUGGACUCAGAGUCGGUCCAGUGUCUGCUCUGCAGGGGCUACCAGUCCAGACAGGUUCAAGGCAGCACCACGGCCAUGCUGAGACAUCUGCGUGUCAAACACCCCAAAGAGGUCGCCAAGAAAUGUAAAGGACGGGCGCCUCAAACUGUCUCCAGAAACGGCCAUCAAGACGUGGACACGGACAGUGAACAGUUCUGCUCCGUGGAAGUGGCACUGGAGGACGGAGACUCUGACAACCAUACUACCAUGAAUGAAUCUGAUAUUAGUUGUGCUAUUAAUGGCAUCCUAGAAGCUGCACAAGGAGGUUCAGCAGAACAAACACCGCUUGGAGAGGCGAGUGAUGACCUCCCUGUAAGACGUAGCCGGCACAAACGGAGCUUAAUUUGGAGGCACUACGAGCAUUUGGACAGUUUGAAUGCUGCUCGUUGUCGCAUCUGCAUGAAGAAGUUACAGUGCUUUGAAGGUGGCGGCACCAGCAACUUGCGUCGGCACAUGUCAAAGAGACACCCGGAGGUGUUUUCUAGGCUCGUGGCCGGCGGGCUUAACCCACCUCCACCGAACUCAUCACAGGGCUCAAAUGCUAAUGGUGACACAUCGACCUCUCCAGAAACUGCUGGGGCAACAGAGCAGAGAAAGUUUUCAGGUGUGUUGAAAGGUUCAAGAGCGUCUGAAGGAGAAAAGCGUGUGUUGAGGAGAGAGCGGGAGCUGAUUGAAGCUCUGAGGAGAGCGCAGAAGGAGGAGGCUCGGGCUCUGGAGCAUCAGAGGGAGCUGCUUGAGAAGCUGCGUGCAGCAGAUGCCCGAGAGGCAGCUGCAGAGAGGGAGAAAAUUGAGUCACUGAGGAAAGUACAGCAGGAGGAAGCCAAAGAAUUAAGUGGACAGAGAGAAGAGCUGCAGAAGGAAAAGGCAGAGCUACAGAAGAAAUGGGAAGAGCUUCAGCAAGAAAGAGAAGAACUUCUCUUGUUUUCCAGAGGACAGUAACCCCCCUGAUUCUGUUACAACAUUACAACGGGACUCUGAUGUCAGGUUUUCUAUAAAUGCCUUGAGACUAUUUCAAACAUGAGAUGGUGUAAAAAUGUAAACUCCUCUUUUAGUCAAAUAUAUUUUGCAAACAGUCAGUGGACCGUUGAUUUUGUUUCCGUUGCAGCGGAUGUCCUGACAUCACUCUGGCAUAUAUAGAAAUUUGACUGGCUAUAAAAAUGUACGUGUUCCUUCAAACUCUUGAAGUCUUCAGUACAGGAUCAGACCAGUUGCACAAAUCAUUGUCAUAACCUUGUCCAGUAAAAAUACUUUUUUUCUUUUUUUGUUUUGUUUUUACUCUGCUUACUAUGAAGACUUGAAACCAUCAGUCAUUCACGUCAUACUUUCUUUUCCACCACAAUACAGCAUGUUAUCACUAACGGGUGGUGUGAUCCUCUUAUGAAACAUAAAUGACCCUGAGACUUGAAGUGAGUCUCUUGUAAAAUGUAUGGAGUCUUUUGAAA